This is a messenger RNA of Asterias rubens (European starfish), 1438 nucleotides long. RefSeq names its product nuclear inhibitor of protein phosphatase 1-like. Lineage: Eukaryota; Metazoa; Echinodermata; Asteroidea; Forcipulatida; Asteriidae. Gene Ontology annotation, cellular component: nuclear speck. Bases 8 to 1084 code for a protein of 358 amino acids. The record is from RefSeq and is a predicted model, not a curated record. Gene Ontology annotation, molecular function: protein binding; protein serine/threonine phosphatase inhibitor activity; mRNA binding. The transcript has 7 exons.
UUCUUAAAUGGAAGGGUCUGAAAACCCACCAGCAAAAACCAAGAUGUCGGGCUAUGAUGUUCCAUCGUGGGCUGGAAAGCCAUCACCAGGUUUACAUCUUGAUGUACUCAAAGAAACGAAGAUGAUAGAGAAAAUGAUGAUUGAUGAGAAGAAUGUGUAUUACUUUGGGAGAAACUCCAUCGUCUGUGACUUCGUCUUAGACCAUGCUUCGUGCUCCAGGGUCCAUGCAGCAUUGAUGUACCACAAACAUCUCAAUAGGUCCUUCCUGGUUGACCUCGGAAGCACCCACGGCACUUUUCUCGGUUCAAUUCGCCUUGAGGGACACAAGCCGCAGCAAAUCCCCCUGGACAGCACCAUACAUUUUGGUGCCUCGACGCGAUGCUAUGUGCUCCGAGAGAAACCCCAAACAGCAUCUUCAGUUGCAGCAACUGAUUCAAAGUCCGAACAGGAAGAGGACGAAAUUAUCGGUGGCCUCUUGGGAUUACCAGAGGAAGAAACAGAACUAGAGAAUUUAACAGAGUUCAACACCGCUCAUAAUAAAAGGAUAGCCAAUGUUGGGUAUGAGGAGACAACACCCAAGCCAGAGAGGACAAGAAAGAGGAAAAGUGUCGGCCAUAUCUCCUUUGGAGAGGAGGAUGAAAUUAUAAACCCAGAAGACAUUGAUCCAUCAGUUGGUCGAUUCAGAAAUCUAAUUCAGACAUCUGUCGUUCCUGUGAAGAAAAGGCGGUUAGAGGAGUCGCAGAGUGUGAGUGCUGCAAACGACAUGGUAAGGAGGUUACAAGGACUUCACUAUGGUCCGUCGCUGUAUGCGGACCUUCCAGGUGCGGAUAACGAGGCCCUCUUACCAAACACACCCACCACCCCAACCUCGCCCCCAGUUGGUAUGCUUGGUAGCGCUACCCUCGGACUCAUGCAUGCGCCCAAUUUGGCGCCAGAAGUUGACAUGGCCCCGCCGGUUGAGGAAAUGAGGCAAACAACAAUGUUAGCACACAUUCCUAAUAUGGGCAUUGACUUGCCAAAGAAGAAGAAAUAUGCAAAGGAGGCGUGGCCCGGGAAGAAGCCCACACCCUCUCUUUUACUCUAGGAGGCGCGCCUGAGGAGAGAUGGUAACGCAGAGUUGUCAACUUGCAAAUUGUUUUUUUUUUAUACUGCCGUCCGUACAGAACUUGUGAACAAUUUUGAGCCCGUGCCCGGAAGUCUGUUAAGGCGUUGUUUAUCAAGGGAAUUGUUACCAUGUCAACACAGGAUUUUUUAUCAAACGGACAUACUAUAAUAUUUAGAUUGAUACUGAAACUUUUAGGAGGAGUGUAAAAAGAUUGUAGCUGACUGUCAGGAUUGCUUGAUGUUUUCACUAAACGGUACGUGAAUGAUUUGAUGUUGUUUUUUAUCAUGCUGCCUCCAUCUGGGUCUUGUACCUCGUAUCAAAUAACAAUAAUCA